Molecule: messenger RNA, 560 nt
Organism: Drosophila teissieri
Lineage: Eukaryota; Metazoa; Arthropoda; Insecta; Diptera; Drosophilidae
Exons: 1
Coding region: 126-449 (107 amino acids)
Source: RefSeq, a predicted model, not a curated record
CGCAAACAAUUUGAAAUACUUCGAUACGCAGCACACAUAUGUACGCAUGUACGUAUUCAUAGAUGUCAUUUGGAAAACCAAAUUUCUGUGACGACAAUCGACUAGAACGGAGAUUAUAAGCAAGAAUGCCGGAAACGAAACCCAAGACGCACUGCCGUCCCAGCAAUGGUCACGACAACGCGGAGGAGUCCGACGUCCGUCUGACUGGCCAUCUGGUCACCCCAAGGAACCUCCAACUGCACCCCCGCCCACAGCGCCCACGUCCGCCGCGAGCUCGUCCAAAUGCCACCGGCUUUUCGGCCAACCAGGAGGUGCGGCUAAAAGCCGGCGACAUGCGCGUGGCCCGGCUGCAGAUCAAUCUCUCCCAGCUGCGCACCGCCAUGGAGGAGUCGAGCAAACAGCUGAAGGACCUCUGCCAGGAGAUGCGGCUGAAUGUGGAUGCUGAGUGAGGGGUCCUGCAGUUUCAGUCAAAUAUCCUGGGGAAUUCGCUUGCAAAUGCAAAACCAUUCAGCUUAGGAAGUGCCAAAUUUAAGUGUUUACGGUGAAAUGCAAUUAAUAAG